AUGUGGAUCGGUGGAUAUCUGCUGUUGUCUUUAGAGGAACUGGUGCUAAAUGUGGAUCGUUGUGAUAUUAAAGUUCCCACCUCUGCUCUUUUUUCAUCCCUCACAGUCCUGAAUUUGUCUGGAAUCAAGUUUAUUAGUGGCCCUACUAAUAAAUCUGGAAAUGUUCAACUUGAUUUCCCAGUUCUGAGAACUUAUAAGACAGAUGAUUGCACCUGGUCAUCAAGCUUAAAGUGUGUCACUUUAGAAGCACCUCUGCUUAAAGUGGUUUCUAUAAAGGACUUUAGACGUCGGUCUGCAUCUAAUAAUUCAUAUACUGUCCUAAAGUUUUGUGCUUCAAGUCUAGCAGAAUUCACUUAUAAUGGUUAUCUACUACCGGACACCAUUGUAUUUGAUCUAUCUGCAGCACAUAUUGCUUCUGCUAAUAUUGAUGUUGAUAUAUAUGAGGAGGAGAUUAGUGUGCAAGAAAUGGUGGCUCUUUCUAGUAAGCUUCUGAAGCAAUUUCAAAAUGUAGAAUAUUUGAAGUUUGGGAUGUCAGGGGAGGAGGUUUUACAGCUAACAAAAGAUUCUCUAGCAGAUCUUCCUACAUUUAAAAUGUUAAGUCAUUUGGAGCUAGCAAAUGUUACUGCUGAAAUUUCUUUGGCAUUACUCCUGAAAACACCAUAUCUAAAGACUCUAAUUUUUCAGGUGCGGCUAGCAAAAGAUUCAUUGACAGAUCUUCCUUCAUUCGAAAUGUUAAGUCAUCUGGAGCUAGGAAAUGUUACUGGUGAAAUUCUUUUGGCAUUACUUUUCAAAACACUAAAUCUAAAGACUCUUAUUUUCCAUGAACUACUAGUUGACCAAGAACUGUUGAAUUAUGAUUGUGAGCCUCAUUGUUUUUUAAAUCUUCAAGUGGUAAAGUUUUUGAGUUUUGAUGGAUCCGAGCAUGAGUUAAGUUUUGCUAAAUUUGUGAUGGAAAAUGCUCUUUUCUUGAAGAGGAUGACUUUCAUCCCCACUUGGAAGCUACGCAAGUCAAAUCUGGAAUAA
Messenger RNA from Lotus japonicus, 1023 nucleotides. RefSeq lists its product as uncharacterized. The record is from RefSeq and is a predicted model, not a curated record. The coding region runs from base 1 to 1023 and encodes 340 amino acids. Lineage: Eukaryota; Viridiplantae; Streptophyta; Magnoliopsida; Fabales; Fabaceae. The transcript is spliced from 5 exons.